Messenger RNA from Brachypodium distachyon (stiff brome), 1230 nucleotides. Its product is annotated as transcription factor BHLH062. The transcript is spliced from 5 exons. NCBI's taxonomy places the organism in Eukaryota, Viridiplantae, Streptophyta, Magnoliopsida, Poales, Poaceae. The record is from RefSeq and is a predicted model, not a curated record. Bases 194 to 985 code for a protein of 263 amino acids. Gene Ontology annotation, molecular function: protein dimerization activity.
GCCCCGCGCGCAACGGAACGCCCAAGCCACGCGCCCUUCCGCCCACCUUUUCUCUUCUUUUUUACUCGCCUGCCCUUGCGCGAGCCAGAGCAGAGAACCGCGAGGAGAUUCUGGCUGACCAGCAUCCACCUUUCUCCGAUCCGUUGCAGCAGCUCGAGGGGAGGAAGACGUUUUUGGGGGGCCAAAGAAAGGUAUGGUCGCCAUGGGGAGCGGAAACGUCUCCGCCGCCACCGUCAGCGACGGCUCAGCCGAGAAGAUCGUGCGCGGGCCUGUCUCGGACAACAAGUGCAAGAAGAAGGCCCCCAGGAAGAUCCACAAGGCCGAGAGGGAGAAGCAUAAGCGCGACAAGCUUAAUGAUCUCUUCGGUGACCUCGGCAAUAUGCUAGAAGCAGAUAGGCAGAACAAUGGGAAAGCAUGCAUAUUGACUGACACCACUCGAAUACUUCGAGAUCUGCUUUCUCAACUAGAAUCUCUCCGAAAGGAAAAUAGCACCCUGCUAAACGAAUCUCAUUAUGUUACAAUGGAGAGGGACGAGCUGCAGGAUGAGAACAGUGUGCUCCGCAACGAGAUUUUGGAGCUACAAAACGAGCUGGCGAUGCAGGUUGCGAGCAAUCAAGGUUGGGGCCAUGGCGCUACUACUGGGUCGCCUCUCCCAGUUUCUCACGCUACAAGCACAGUUUUCCCGGCGCAGCAGCCACCCAGCAUCACGGGCGCAGUAUUCCCCUUGCAACAGCUAACAGCCAUUGCGCAAUCCUAUGCCGCACCACCACGGGAACUCAAGCUCUUCCCAGAUGCGGCAUCUGUGGAAGGCCUUGAACAAUCAGAACACCAGGAGGCCUUGAACCAUGUUGCUCGGCCGCAGGCAAGGUACCCAACCGAGUCAGCAUCUUGGCCUGUAAGCCUGGGCCUUCCUAGGAUGGAAGAUGAACAGUGUAGCAGUAGCACAACCGGCAGUAGCAAGGAAGCAAGUUCAGGUAGUGACUGAGCAGACCAGCUCCAACCAAUCAUGAAGUUUGUCUUUGAGCGUAGUGAAUAUACUACACAGCUGAAGCCUGGCUGCCUGUGCAUGUAAAUACCAGGCUCUAUUUUGGAUUUCGCAAUGUUAGAUGAGAUUACCCUCUAAUGGGAAUAGUAUCUUUUUCGUGGGAAAGUCUAAUACUUCCUCGGUCCAAAGAUAUUUCAACUUUCACUAAAUUUGAAUGCAUCUAUACACUAAGUCAUGUCUAGAUA